This is a messenger RNA of Caenorhabditis briggsae, 4725 nucleotides long. It is a transcript of the gene Cbr-adt-1, whose product is annotated as Protein CBR-ADT-1. Gene Ontology annotation, molecular function: metalloendopeptidase activity. Gene Ontology annotation, biological process: proteolysis; extracellular matrix organization. NCBI's taxonomy places the organism in Eukaryota, Metazoa, Nematoda, Chromadorea, Rhabditida, Rhabditidae. Gene Ontology annotation, cellular component: extracellular matrix. Bases 1 to 4725 code for a protein of 1574 amino acids. The transcript is spliced from 26 exons. The record is from RefSeq and is a predicted model, not a curated record.
AUGCCACCGUUAUUCAUAGUUAUCACCUUUCUCUUUUCCACAGCUUUUCGGAUAUCACAGAGUGUACAUCAUCAUUUAAACGAAGAAGAGCUCAAACAAGUCUUUGGUGUUUCCAACAAGCAUGAAGUAAGUUUUUCCUUCACCUUAAUGAUUACUUACAAUGUUUUCCAGGUUCCCGAGUACAGUCUCAUUGAAACCACCAGACAUCCUCUUAAAAAUGGAGGCUUAAAAAUGAAAUUUGUUGCUUGGAACGACACCUAUCACCUGAAUCUUCGCAAAAAUUCACGAAUCGUCAGUCCACACAUUAUCUCUGUGAUACGACAUGGUGAUGAUGCCGUCACCACUUACGACGGUCUACGGGAUUAUAACCAAUGUCAUUAUCAGGGAGAAGUCAAGUCACAUGGUAACAUGAAAGCCGCAAUAUCCGAUUGUGGCGCUUUAAUGGGUUCGCUUGUAAUGGAGGAUCAUUUUCUGGUGCUUCAAACGCUGCCCAAACGAGUUCACCAUCUUCAGAAAGAACGCCACCUGGUUUACAAAAGAUCUGCGGGACUUCUGACAGAUACCGAAAAUAAAAUCCGUGAAGAAAUCACCAGACUUCAAGAAGAACAAGAAUCUUUCUGUGACACUAGUGAGCAACUAGAUGAUCCUGCAAUGACUAUUCCAGCCCAUCUGCAUUUCAACUACACGAUUCCAACAUCUGCUCAACUCGACUCUCCCUUCAUUUUCCCAAAUAUGGACCCAAUUACUUUAGAAAUUGGAUUGUUUCUGGAUUCUAAACUUUUUGAGCAUUUCGAGAGAGAGUAUAUACAAGACGCAGAACAACAUCUGCUCGAGUUUUCAUUGGCUCUAAUCAACAACGUUCAUGUUUUGUACCAACAAGACACAUUAACGCCAAAUCUUGAUAUUGUGAUAGUUCGGUACGAGAUGUGGAAAACUCAGCCGAGCUCUUUGAGCACUGGUGUACACAAAAACGGUCAAGCUCAAAGUCUCCUUGAUGCAUUUUGUCGCUAUCAAGCCCACAUGAAUCCCGGUACUGACCUGACUGAUAUGAAUCAUUGGGAUCAUGGAGUUCUUCUUACCGGAUACGACAUCUACCAUACUACAACAUCAGUAGCAGGAGUUGCUCCAGUCGCUAGAAUGUGUGAUCCAUUAUUUGCAUGCUCGUUGGUCGAAGGUCUCCAUCUAGGAAGAUCUUUUGUUUUGGCUCAUGAGAUGGGUCAUAAUAUGGGUAUGGUCCAUGACGGAGUACAAAACCAAUGUAAUAAAGGUUGUUGUCUGAUGUCUGCUGUAAAUGGAGCAGGAAAAACUACUUGGUCCGAUUGUUCCGUGAGAGAAUUCAAUGCUUUCUUGCUUCAACUUGAUGAAUCCGGUCGAGGAAACUGUCUUCGAGAUGCUUCUCCUGGUUUGAUAUCUACCAAUCAUUUGAGUGAUACACGUCUACCGGGCCAAAGAUUCACAGCCGAUCAGCAAUGUUCAUAUUUUUGGGGGCGCGAUUAUAGGGUGGAAAUUCCAAAUGGAAAGGCUAUGGAUGACAUUUGUCGUAUCCUAUGGUGCGGAAAUAGUGGCUCCACAAUUUCAACAGCUCAUCCGGCUCUCGAAGGAAGUUGGUGUGGACAUAAUAAGUGGUGCCACAAAGGACAUUGCACAUCUUGGAACUUUGAUCUACCUCCAGUCCCUAUCGAUGGUCAAUGGAGUGAGUGGGGUGGUGCGGAGAAAGGAUGUCCCAUUCAACAGUGUGCCGUGUCUGGAAGUAUCACUAUUCAAGCACAACACAGAGACUGCGUUAAUCCAGCGCCAAACAACGGUGGGCGGACUUGUGAAGGUGCCAAUAUCAGAGGAAUCGUUUGUGGUGCAACCAGUAGUAAUUGCUUGGGAUUCACUCGAGAAGAAUUCGGAAACAAAAUAUGCUCAUCCAUCAAGUUUGAUCCUCAUAAGCCAGAUCAACAGCUUACAGGAGAAGGUUUUGAACCUCAUCAAUGUUUGACGAAUUGGAAAAUUUCAGAUUCCACCCAACCUUGUCGUGUUUGGUGUCAUCUCAUCGGCUCUGAACUCAUCAGAAACAAAGGCCAAUUCCCUGACGGUACCCCAUGCGGAUUUGACGCUUACUGUGUUGGUGGCCAAUGUCUAGCACUAUCAUGUGACAAUAAAGCUCUUGUGGAGCAACAAGAAGAUUGUCCAAGACUCGAAGGAAGAAGCAUUCAUCAGUGGGAAGAUUGGUCUUCUUGGUCAGAAUGCAGUGUUUCUUGUGGUCCCGGUGGUCGACAAGUCCGUGAGAGGAAGUGCUCAUCAGGAAGAAAAUGUCAAGGAGUUUCGGAAGAAAGUCGAGCUUGUGAAGGUGUUCUUCGGGACUGUGAAGAGUUUGGAGAAUGGAAAGAUUGGGGUCCGUGCAGUGAAAAGUGUGCACUUGGAAUUCAGAAACGAUUCCGUCCAUGUCUCACAGACCAAUGCGCCAGUGAGCAUUUGCAAGAGAAGCGGCCUUGUGAUAAUGUACGUGUUUUUUUUUCAAAACUUUUGAUUGCUUAUGCUGGUAAAAGUCAGACUGAGAAGGAUGUUGGACCAACUGGGACGAGUGGUCAUCAUGCUCCCAGACGUGUGGUGGUGGACGUAGAUACCGAUUACGAAAGCUGUUUCAGAAAAUGCCUCGACUUUAAAUGUGAAGGAGAUGAUUUGGAGAAAGAGUCUUGUAACACUCAAAAAUGCAUCUCACAGACUUGGGGAGACUGGUUGCCAUGCUCGGUGUCAUGUGGUAUUGGUUUUCAAAUCAGAGAGCGAUUAUGUGACGGAGAAUUGUGUGCAACAGCGAACAAGCAAGCAAGGACAUGUAAUCAGCAGCAAUGCCCAUCCACUUUCUCACUUGCUGUUUGGAGUGAAUGGGGUGAAUGGACUACAUGCUCUGCAACUUGCGGAGAAGGUCUCCAAUCUCGUGAAAGAUCAUGUCGUCGUGGAUCCUGUCAAGAAUCUGACGCUGCUCAAACGCGCCGGUGUGUCAAUGGACCAUGUGACCAUACUUUCCUCCCAUGGUCUGAAUGGACACCUUGUGAGACUUGUUCUUCAUUUGACAGUAGGAAAAGAAUUGCGAAAUGUGAUGGUACAACUGAUAACUGUCAAGAUAAAAUUGAUGAAGAAACUUGUGAUAAUGCUUGCCUUCGAGAACAGCACUCGUUUGGUCCGAUUUCUCCAAAACGUCCUAAACUGAUUACUAGCAAUGAGUUGAGAAAGGCAUUUGGUCGUCCACUUCUUCCUAUCGAAUCCAUAACUUCCUCAAAGUGGAGCGAGUGGGGACCGUGUAGUGUUACUUGCGGAUCUGGAAGGCGUGUUCGAACACGAGAUUGUCAAGAAGAAAAUUGUCCAGAGCAGAAUAUCCAACAUGAGGAGUGCAGUUUGAAUAGCUGUUUAGAUUUAUUUAUCUGGAGUGACUGGUCAUCGUGCUCAAAAUCUUGCGGCCAUGAUGCAACUCAAACCCGACAAAAGCUCUGUCUGUUCAAUAAUGCUGAGUGCUCGAGCUACGCCGAGAGCAGAAGGUGUAAAAAUCUGCCGACUUGCACUUCAAUCUCAAGUGGCAACACAAUCUCAGAAAACAGUUUUGAUGCGCCGCAAUGGUCCGAGUGGUCCUCAUGGAGCGCAUGCUCGUGCUUCUCAUUGACCUCCACUCGACGAAGAUUCUGUCAAGUAGCCGAUCCAACAGUUCAAGGUUUUUGUGCUGGAUCCAUUUUGGAACAGAUUCCUUGCGCUCCUGGACUGCAUACCGUCUGUCUAUACAAUUUUUUCCAGAACUGUUCACCGUCGGCAGGUGGCUGGUCUUCAUGGUCGGAAUGGUCGUCGUGCUCAAAAGACUGCGGCGACACUGGUCAUCAAAUUCGAAAUCGAAUGUGUAGUGAACCGAUACCAUCGAAUCGUGGGGCCUAUUGUUCCGGAUACUCAUUUGACCAGCGGCCAUGCGUAAUGGAUAAUGUAUGUGGGGAGGAAAAAGUGAAUGGCGGAUGGACUGACUGGACAUCGUGGAGUGAAUGUACCGAUUAUUGCAGAAAUGGGCAUAGAAGCAGAACGAGAUUCCUCAUUUAUCUUAUAUAUAUACAUUUUGUGCCAACCCGAAACCUUCACAAGGCGGUGCUCAAUGUUCUGGCUCAGAUUUUGAGCUCAACCCAUGUUUCGAUCCGGCCCGAUGUCACUGUAAGUGUUUUUCUGAAACCACAUCGCUUCAGACCCACUUCUUCGUUUUAUUUCGCCCCACCACUUCCCCUUGCUUUUUGCACCACUCAUUCCAGAAAUCAUUUUCCAUUUUUUAUCCCCUUUUUGCAUGCAUUUUUAGUAAGAGACGGCGGUUGGUCCAUUUGGUCAGACUGGUCACCUUGUUCGGCUUCUUGUGGAUUUGGUGUCCAGACACGAGAUCGGACGUGCAGCUCACCGGAGCCAAGAGGCGGACAAUUGUGCACAGGAUUAGCACACCAAACUUCGUUAUGUGAUCUUCCAGCAUGUGACCACGAGAGUGAUGGUGAAUGGUCAGCAUGGAACGAAUGGUCGGGUUGUAUGGGUAAUUGCGGUUUUGGUACACGAACGAGAGUGCGAGCAUGUGUCAGUCCACCAGCCAGUCACGGAGGACAACCAUGCUUCGGACGGUCAUCCGAAAUCACCGAGUGUCGUCAAUCAGAAUCAACCUGCUCGUCGUUUAUUACUUCGUCACUCUUAGCAGAUGGCUAUUUUAUCGAAACAGACCAACAGCAGUGA